Messenger RNA from Akanthomyces muscarius, 897 nucleotides. RefSeq lists its product as uncharacterized. The transcript has a single exon. NCBI's taxonomy places the organism in Eukaryota, Fungi, Ascomycota, Sordariomycetes, Hypocreales, Cordycipitaceae. The coding region runs from base 1 to 897 and encodes 298 amino acids. The record is from RefSeq and is a predicted model, not a curated record.
AUGCCAACCUAUCUCUGCCACGGCUUCCGAUGGCAUCGCCGCGACCUGCGCAUCUUCGUCAUUAUGAAUAACAUAGAAGAUGCCGCGCCCGAUUGGGUCAUUGGCGAGAACACCGCAACCCUGCUCCUCGACCAAUUCACCAAGAACUUUGAUUUCCUGCCCAAGAUCUCUGAUGAAGAAGCCGAAGCGGCGUCUGAUCCCAAGGACGCGGCGCCUUCAACGACGCCGGCACAGCACCACGACGACAACUUUACCCUGCCUCCCCCGCGAGUACCCAUAGCAUACGACCCUGUGCUGCAAUAUACCUGGUCGCCAGUCAAGCUUCUCGAAGAGUACGACCCGGAAGAGACCGUCAGCCCCGCCCGGCCCUACGCUUACGUUGCCGACCACGUCGUGCGCGUCGACCUCGGCGCCAAUGUGCUGGCCGAGAUGGCCGCCUACGAGAAGGCGACCAAGGGCGGGCGCAAUGCCUGGUUCUCGACGCUGCGCGACAAUGUACAGAGUGGCUCCGACAUUGGCUGGCAUGUCGUCGUCUGUGGCGACAUCGAGCGCGACUACCCGGAUGACGAGACCGAGACAGGAUCUGAAUCGCAAGACUUGCGGCUGCUGCAGCAAGAAUACCCACGGCGGCCUGCCACUACCACCACGACACACUCGACGCAGCCCGAAUCGUUUACGACGACCAGCAGCACGCGGCCGUCGCAAGACCAGUCAAAGGCAUGGCCGUUGCAGGAUUACUCCCACAUGAAGCCUCCACCGAUUCCAGACGACGGCAAUACCCCAGGCGGCGGCGGCUCUGGGCACAGUCGCCGGCCCUCGCUGAGGCAGCGACUAUCAAAGGCCGGGCUGCGCCGCUUAUUUAAGAAAGAUGGCCAGGCCCAAGAGCAGGCCAUGUGA